This is a messenger RNA of Plasmodium cynomolgi strain B, 558 nucleotides long. RefSeq lists its product as hypothetical. The transcript has a single exon. The annotation marks the transcript as partial. NCBI's taxonomy places the organism in Eukaryota, Apicomplexa, Aconoidasida, Haemosporida, Plasmodiidae. The record is from RefSeq and is a predicted model, not a curated record.
AUGGAUCGUUGCACGAUUUUAUACUAUUGGAUAUACAAUUCAGUAAAAGAACAUAAAAUAAAAAAUAAUAUUAUUACUGAAAGUUUUUAUGAUUAUUAUAGUAAUAUGUGUACGUUCCAAAGAAGAGCUAAGUGUUUUUAUUAUUCUUAUGACGAUAUUUAUGAAGCCCCAGUGAACAUAAUAUUCUUGGAUAUUUUCCAACAUAAUAUAAAUACCAUAACAAGUAUGUUGGAUAAUCCAAAUGGUACAUUUAAUGUUAAUUUGCAAAUGUAUAUUUGUGAAUGCAUUAAUAUAUAUAAUAAAGUGAAUAUAACAUAUUGUGUUGAAAAAGAUGAUAAAGAUGAAAAAAUUACAAGGACUUGUAACUCGUUAGAUGCAUUUAAGCAAACAUAUAAUACGUAUCUUUCUGGCCUAAAAUACACAAAAUAUAAAAUACCAUCUUUAGAUACUGAAGUUGAGGAAUAUUCGAAUAAUUGUAUAUCGCAAGCAGAAAUAAUAAAAUCAGUUACUGAUAGUCCACGAAGUGAAGAAACAUCUUCAUAUUCAACGAAUGAUCCU